AUGCCCAUAGCUCUGCGUCUCCAGAGUAUUCGGCAGCAAUCGCCUGACCAAGAGAGGCAGCCAAACUGGCUGUGGCCUGGACAAGGCUUUGCAAACUCCCUCUUGGUAUCCUAUAACGCUGUGCGACUUGCCACAGUGGUUGUGGUUGAGUUGGCUGUAUUCGAUUCACUCCAGUGCUUCCACCUCCGGGCCAUAGAUCAGAAAGAGCCAAAGCCACAUAUAGGCGAUGUAAAGGAGUCUCAUCACGCUGAUACUGAACCCAUGCGAAUGUUCACGUAA
Messenger RNA from Protopolystoma xenopodis, 279 nucleotides. The record is from the annotation of a GenBank genome assembly. Lineage: Eukaryota; Metazoa; Platyhelminthes; Monogenea; Polystomatidea; Polystomatidae.